Messenger RNA from Cryphonectria parasitica EP155, 1809 nucleotides. RefSeq lists its product as uncharacterized. NCBI's taxonomy places the organism in Eukaryota, Fungi, Ascomycota, Sordariomycetes, Diaporthales, Cryphonectriaceae. Gene Ontology annotation, molecular function: phosphatidylcholine binding; choline-phosphate cytidylyltransferase activity. The record is from RefSeq and is a predicted model, not a curated record. Gene Ontology annotation, cellular component: nuclear envelope. The transcript has 4 exons. Gene Ontology annotation, biological process: CDP-choline pathway. The annotation marks the transcript as partial.
AUCAAGGAAACGGGAGGCAGCCCAGAGCAGCGAGUCCACAAAACAAAAGACAUUCCAUUCUCUCAGCGUGGCUGCGAACAAGCUACAACUUGGACGACGUGUUUGGUGGUUCAAAAGGAGGACGACGGGGAAUCUUGACCCACCUAAACUUGAACUGCUCCAUCUUCUGCUUGACAGAUUACUAUAGGCGCGCACGAAUCUCGACCCCCCUCCCUCCCUUACCUUACCCUGCCUUCCCAAGCUUCGUCCAUCCUCUUCUUCAACUCUGGCUACAGCUCGACUCGAUUCGAUUCGAUUCGCCUCGACUGGGUCCUCCUACCAUACCUACCAGCUAAACCCACACCUACGAUCCACUCCGACACGGCAAACGGGCAACGUGGGCAUCGCACCUAAGUAUCAGUCCAUCAUACCAAAUUAUCCAUCCCCUCCACAUAUUUAUCAAGAAACAGCUGGCUGUUGGGCAAUCACCACCUUCAACGCUUGCAGUAGCAGCAACAUCGCGUCUAGACCAGCAAAUCGUUCUCAUCCUCUCGUCCUCUCUUGGCAUCCUGCCCUCUUUCUCCGAUCCCGAUCCAAAAGACGACAAUGUCAUCGUCUAGCACCUCCAGCCUCGGCGGCAGCAACAAGCGCAAGCGCGGCGCCCAGCCCCCAGCCUCGGCUGCGGCCAUGGACGUCGACGCGCCCGCCUCCAUACAGCAGACCCCCGAGUCGCGCGAUGCCUCAGGCGAGGAGGGUGACACAACGGCCCCAGAGUCUGCCGCGCCUUCUCAAAGCCUCGGCCACCGCAAGACAGACUCCUCCGGCUCCGCGUCGCAGCAGCACCCGCCCAGCAAGAGGCAGCGGGGCGCAGACACUGCUGGCCAGGUCGUCGACCCGGGCGAGCCCAGCGACACCACCGAGGCGAGUGCCGACAUUGCGGACCGCGUGAGCACUCGGAAGGGCGGGCUCCGCGCCAGGGCAGCGGUCAACAGCGCUGCCGCCUCUGAGGAGGAGAAGAUGCCGCCGCCGCCUAUUGGGAAGCUGACACACCCAGAGGGGUACACCACCAACCCGCCGCCUGCGGGCAGGGCGGUCAGGGUCUAUGCAGACGGCGUCUUUGACCUCUUUCAUCUUGGGCACAUGCGCCAGCUCGAGCAGGCCAAGAAGGCGUUUCCAGACACAUACCUGAUCGUGGGCGUGACCGGUGAUGAGGAGACCCACAAGCGCAAGGGCCUGACCGUCCUCUCCGGUCGUGAGCGUGCCGAAACCGUCCGCCAUUGCAAGUGGGUCGACGAGGUCAUCGAGAACUGCCCCUGGAUCGUGACGCCUGCAUUCCUCGAGGAGCACCGUAUCGACUAUGUCGCGCACGACGAUCUCCCCUAUGGCGCCGCAGAGGGUGAUGAUAUUUACGCGCCCAUCAAGAAGGAGGGCAAGUUCUUGGUGACGCAGCGGACCGAGGGCGUGAGCACCACAGGCAUCAUCACGAAGAUUGUUCGUGACUACGAGAAAUACAUCGCCCGCCAGCUGAAGCGCGGCACCUCCCGCCAGGAGCUCAACGUCUCCUGGCUCAAGAAGAACGAGCUAGACCUCAAGCGCCACGUCCAGGAGCUGCGCGAUAACAUCCGCUCCAACUGGUCAACCACGGGGCAGGAGCUCGGCAAGGAGCUGCGCCAAUUCUGGCCGUCCAGCAGGCCUCAGAGCCCAGCCCGGGUGCCCGCCCUUAACCCGCUCGCAACUGCGUCUCCUGGUGCGGAGGGUAGGGCAGGGCUGGCGAAUGAUUUCAUGACGGGGUACACUAUUGGACUGAUUGGAGGUGUGAGAUCUUGGGUG